CAUAACUUCCUACUUAUUCUUCUAGCAGAGCACCACCAUGGCGAAUAAAGGCGCAAAAAUCACUCUCUACUGGCUGGAACAAUCCCGCUCCCAGCGCAUCCUCUGGCUACUCGAGGAGCUGGGCCUCGAGUACGACCUCCAGACCUUCAAGCGGGGGCCCAAUGGGCUCGCCCCCGCGGAGCUCAAGCAGAUCCAUCCCCUCGGCAAGUCGCCCGUCAUCCGCGUCGAGCCCGAGGGUACAGGUACGGGUACAGCGCAGCCCCUGGUGCUAGCCGAGUCCGGUGCAAUCGUCGAGUACCUCCUCGACCACUUCCUCACGGAGGAAACGGCGCACCUGCUUCCCAAGAAAUGGGUUGAUGGUCGCGAGGGCCAGGUCGGCGGCGAGACCGAGGCGUGGACGCGGUAUCGGUACUUCCUGCAUUAUAACGAGGGGACCUUGAUGACUUUCCUUAUCAUCCAGUUGGUCUUGAACAAAAUCAAAUCGAAUUCCCCCUUUUUCAUUAAACCCAUCGCCAAUGGGAUCGUCUCCAGCGUCGAAUCCUCCUACCUCCGCCCCAACUACGACGCAAACUUUGCCUUCCUCGAGGACCAGCUCGCCACCGCGCCAGAGGGUGGCCCUUACCUGUGCGGCGCACAGCUGACCGCCGCGGAUAUCCUCAUGAGCCUGCCGAUUCAGGCGGCGCUGCUGCGCGUGCUCGACAGCGAAAAGUACCCGCGUCUGGUGGCGUAUGCCGAGCGCCUGCGCGGUCAUGAGGCGUACCAGCGGGCUAUCAAGAAGAUUGAGGAGGUCGAGGUCAUGCACCAUGAAGAUAGAUUACUUGGUAAACUAUAA
Penicilliopsis zonata CBS 506.65 is the source of this 832-nucleotide messenger RNA. RefSeq lists its product as hypothetical. NCBI's taxonomy places the organism in Eukaryota, Fungi, Ascomycota, Eurotiomycetes, Eurotiales, Aspergillaceae. The transcript has 4 exons. The coding region runs from base 38 to 832 and encodes 264 amino acids. The record is from RefSeq and is a predicted model, not a curated record.